AGUAGGGUGCCCAGACAAGAUGGUGUCUACACUUGUAUCAGCGACGUGGCUCAGGCAACAGGUGGUUAAUGGACUGAAGAACAUCAGAAUACUGGACGCCUCGUGGACCAUGUCGGGAGAGGGGAGGGCGGCCUUCCUGGGUGAGAGAUUGGCAGAGCCCAGCACUUUGACAUUGACGAGGUGUCAGAGCAGAGUUCUCCCUAUCCUCACAUGAUCCCUUCCCCUCACCGCUUCCAGACCCUCGUGGCCAAGAUGGGAGUGGGUAAUGGAGAUCAUGUGGUGGUGUAUGAUGGACACAGUGAGGGACUGAUGGCCUCUGCUAGAGUCUGGUGGAUGUUCAGAUUGUUUGGUCACGAGAGAGUGUCGGUGCUGGAUGGGGAGUCUGAGGAGAUGGAAAUUUCACUGCAUCUUUCAACCCUCACUUGCUCAGGAAUUAUGAGCAGAUGUUGGAUAACCACACAUCUCGUCACGAACAGGUCACUUCUGUUGGACUGCGAUAAUCACAGCAAAUUCAUUUCCCUGCCCUCUGACUAAUAAACUGUAACCACAAAAGAGAACCC
Messenger RNA from Geodia barretti, 560 nucleotides. NCBI's taxonomy places the organism in Eukaryota, Metazoa, Porifera, Demospongiae, Tetractinellida, Geodiidae. The record is from the annotation of a GenBank genome assembly.